AGAAAAUCCAGUGUGGGAGCGCACCGAGCCCGGCUCUGCUGUCUCUACUGUACCUCCGUGUGCGCGCGUGUGAGUGUGUCUGUGUGUGUGCGCGCGCGCCAGGCAGGGGCCAGUGUCGCUGCCGUGUCUCCUGCCAUGGAAGAUGGUCCACAUCAGCCCGGCACCUUAUUCUAACACUGUCACCUCUGCUGGGCAGGGACUGGUCUAUUCCUUUCUUUCUAACGGAAGCGGAGCCCGGAUGGGAGCGGAUGCGGAGCGCAGCAGCGACCGCCGGUGCGUCUCCAACUUGACCACCACCAGACAAUGGGAGUAGCUGAGCCGUGCUGCUGCAGCGCCAAGUGCCACUACUACUACUACUCGCCCCUGGGAGACAAGUACGAGAAGAAGAAGGAGACGCAGCAGCGGCAGGAGGAGGUGAAGAAGGAGGAGAGGGAGAGGAAGAAACGGAGACAGACUUGUUCUACCCGCAGACCUCCCUCUCUGAGCGGCGGCGCCGGGAGUCCCGCAACAGCCGAUACGCACGGACCCAGAGCGACGCUCCGGCUGCGUCUGGGCUGCGUGUGAGAGCAGAGCCGCAGAUCAGACACAGCUCUUCUGUGUGGGGUCUGUUCCGUGAGUGGAAUCAGGGAAUAUAACACACAUGCACAGUUGGUCAGUCCUGUGGAGCCGCUGAGACGCAGCUUCCUGCAGCAGAACCAGAUCUUUCUCCUGGUGGAUUAUGUUUCAUUUCUCCUGUGGACCGCGCACACUGGACUUCUCAGUAAUUGGGUGUAAUUGUGUGUCCAUUAACAGCAGCCUGUGAGCGGCUAACCUCCUCUCCGUGAACCCCCCCUCUGCUCCUCCUCCUCCUCCCCCUCUGCCCCCCUCCACCCCCCCGAGCCAAAACCUGGACGAGCUCCCUCCCGCAGCCCCGCCGGUGUCUCUGCCUGCCUCUGUCCGUGGUCCUGAGCGCAGAUCUCUGCUGGAUUUUGUGGAUUUUCCCGCUGUGGCUCCGGCACCGGAGGCGUGAGAGCGGACACAGGCGUGAUUUCAUGGCCGGUGAGGUCAUGAGCAUCCCGCGGCUCGGAACCGGCGACUCCGGGAUCUGAAACACUCACACACUCACACACACAAAGCGGAACAUUUUCGGCUCACCUUGGAGGUCAUAAACCACAACCACAAACCCCCCUCCCCUCUCCUCCUCUUCCUCCUCCUUUUCCACCACUAAAGGGAUUUGUUUUUUUACUGGAGGGGAAUUCAUCCUCUCAAGAGUGUGACCCCCUCCCUCCCUCCCUCCACAACACCUUGUCACCCCCCUCCAAACAAAAUGAGACUGGCAAAAAUGUGCCGACUAAACGCGCUGGGGAUCUAUUUGUGGGAAACGGUAGUGUUUUUCAGCUUGGCGGCGUCGAAAGAAGCUGCUGCGAGGAAAGCCGCCUCCCCGAUGCCGCCCUCCGAGUUCCUGGACAAACUCAUGGGCAAAGUUUCGGGUUACGACGCCAGGAUCCGACCGAAUUUUAAAGGUCCUCCUGUAAACGUAACCUGCAACAUUUUUAUCAACAGCUUUGGCUCCAUUGCUGAGACAACAAUGGACUACAGAGUGAACAUCUUCCUGAGGCAGCAGUGGAACGACCCUCGGCUGGCCUACAGCGAGUACCCCGACGACUCGCUGGACCUCGACCCCUCCAUGUUGGACUCCAUCUGGAAACCUGACUUGUUCUUCGCCAACGAGAAGGGGGCCAACUUCCACGAGGUCACCACCGACAACAAGCUGCUGCGCAUCUCCAAAAAUGGCAACGUGCUCUACAGCAUACGGAUCACGCUGGUCCUGGCCUGUCCCAUGGAUCUGAAGAACUUCCCCAUGGACGUGCAGACGUGCAUCAUGCAGCUGGAGAGCUUCGGCUACACCAUGAAUGACCUGAUAUUUGAGUGGGAUGAGAAGGGAGCGGUGCAGGUGGCCGACGGCCUGACGUUACCUCAGUUUAUCCUCAAAGAGGAGAAGGACCUUCGUUACUGCACCAAACACUACAACACAGGUAAGUUCACCUGUAUCGAGGCUCGUUUCCACCUGGAGCGUCAGAUGGGCUACUACCUGAUCCAGAUGUACAUCCCCUCUCUGCUCAUCGUCAUCCUGUCCUGGGUCUCCUUCUGGAUCAACAUGGACGCUGCGCCCGCCCGGGUCGGCCUGGGCAUCACCACCGUGCUGACCAUGACCACGCAGAGCUCCGGCUCCAGAGCCUCGCUGCCCAAGGUGUCCUACGUUAAAGCCAUCGACAUCUGGAUGGCCGUGUGUCUUCUGUUCGUGUUCUCGGCCCUGCUGGAGUACGCCGCCGUCAACUUCAUCGCCCGCCAACACAAGGAGCUGCUGCGCUUCAGACGGAGGCGACGACACAUGAAGGAGGAUGAGACGGGCGAGGGGCGCUUCAGCUUCCCUGGCUACGGCAUGGGCCCCGCCUGCCUGCAGGCCAAGGACGGCAUGGCCAUCAAGGGCAACAACAACAACGCGCCGGCCUCGGCCGCGCCCGAGAAGAGCAUCGAGGAGAUGAAGAAGCUGUUCAUCAGCCGGGCCAAGCGCAUCGACACGGUGUCCCGCGUGGCCUUCCCACUCGUCUUCCUCAUUUUUAACAUUUUCUACUGGAUCAUUUACAAGAUCAUCCGCAGCGAGGACAUCCACAAGCAGUAGUGAGGACGAGGAGGAGGACGAGGACGAGGAGGAGGAGGAGGAGGACGAGGAGAACGGUGCGAAGAAACAGAGAGACGGCUUCAGCAGGAGAUAUCAUGGCCCCUUUUUUCACGCCAACCACGCCUCCUUUCCUUGUCCUCUUCCUUCAUCCUCUUCCUCUUCUGGUCCAGGAUCAGAUGCUUUUUGUGGCGAUCGCCCCCUCAGCCCUCACCUGACCCCCCCCACCUCCUACUAGACGUUAUUUGAGAUAUUUAUUGCUUUGUUUUCCUGUUACCUGAGUCCCAGCCCCGACUCCGUCUCUUUACACGUCCUGAAUAAUCCGGACCAGUGCAAUAGCAAUGCAGUAAAAUGCAUGAUAUAUGAAUGUGGCAAUAUAUUAAUGAAAAGAUGAAAAAUGAAAAAGCAAACACACCCAACAGACUGUGUGGGAGUGGACGAACUGAAGGACAGAGUCUCGUAAAGGGUCUUGUAUUUGAUUUUAGUUUUUUUUGUGUGAAGACAGAUAUGAAAAUAUGAAACUGUGAUGUGGGGGGGUGAGAGGCAUACAGCAGUGUAAUAUACUCAUAUAUCUAUCAUAAAUGGAAUUUAAAUAUGAACCUUAUCUCUGAAGGUGGCGUCUGGAAAUGAGGGAUGGAGGAUCGGUGCUUCCAUGAAUUAAAGCGAUGCAAGGAUCACACGUUCUAUAUAUCUAGAUUUGCUUCAAAUGUGUAUUGCAGGCACUCGUCGAUGCUUUUCCUCCCCCCGCGCCCCCCCCCCCCCAACACCACGAAACCUUGAACUGCAGAGACACCUGAAGUUCGCUGCUGCCGCUGCCAAUCACACGACCGGACAACUAGAACAAGAAAAAAAGAAACACUGGACGAGCAGUGCAGAUGUUCGUCCACCUGUCGCUGCAGCUCUCCUUCUUUUGGUUCUUACUUUAUGUGCCAAUCAAACAUGUGGCUUGUGGCUGUGCAGCUCCAAACUUUUCCUAAGGAGGAAGGUGGGGGGGGGUUGAUUGGCGUCCCCUCACAUCCGUCCUCUGAGUUUUUAAUCCUUGAGAUCUUGGUUUGUUUUCAUCAGCUGGAGAAAGAACAAGUGGAUGUGGGAUCCUCGUUUGUUUCCUCGUUGUGUUCACUGGACUGAAACAUAGACAUGUUUACAUCUUAUUAGUGCUUCCUUGCUUUGACCCCGCCUUAAUGUGACACCCCCACCCCCCUCCCUCCCUCCCCCCAGCUGAGAGGACUUAUGUAGUAAACUGUACAGAUUAUAACACCUGUUAUACCUUAAUUAACUGUACUUCCAUCUCAUCCACAUGCACCAACUGUAGCUGCAGAAACAGCUCCGUCAUCAUCCACCUGCAGCUUUUAUUUGUUGGACAGGAUGUGAUCAGCAGCUCAGCUGGUUGCUGAUUUGUCUGAUUUGAUUUUCUCUCUUACUUUGCAGCAGCUUCUCUAUGCAAUGAUCAGUAUAUGCAAUUAUGAUUUUUUCUUCCUUUUAGCUCCUCCAUCUCCAGAACUCCACCCGUCUGAGAGUUCAUUCAUCCCACUGCUAACUGCUAAACAAAGUCUCUCAUGCUUAUCUGUGAAUAUGAGAAGAACUGAGGAGAUAAAAUGAUCAAACACAGGGAGAAGAGUGGAAACUUUAGCCCAGUGUCAGAAACUGAAAAAGGUUUCAGGUCUUUUUUCUCUGCGUAUGAAUUAUAACAACAGGUCGUUUCAUCUGCAUCGUUUACUCAAAAAAGUGCUUCUUUACCAGACAGAAAUUUACCAGGAGGUUUUAAUGAGAAAAGAGAAAAAGUUCAAUUUCUAAUUUUGUAGCUAAGCAGAGUUUAAAGUGAAUAAUUCAGUUUAAAACUUGUAUUUAUAUUUGUGUCUCCGUUUGUUUCAGAGACAUUCAGUAUUUUCCACAAUACAAGAGUUAGCUACCAUUAGCCUAGCUUAGCAUGAGUGGUUUAACAUUUUGGUCUGAUCACACAGUCGAGACCCAACGUGUAAAUUAGUUCCUUGUUGAAUUGUUUGUAGACAUAUUUGUUAAAGGUGAGGGUAGCAGGCUAGCUGGCUAAGCUAGGCUAAUAUUUAACAUAAAACAGUAUUUUUUCCUCAAACUUUGUGACAGAGAGAGAAUCAUUACAUUUUUUCAAAGUGCUGAACUGUUCCAUCACCUGUUUGACCGUCUUAUCUGUGAAGAACCACGUCAGUACGACAGAGUUUAAAAUGAAGCAAUCGACUGGACUUUUAUUGUGAAGUUAGAAAUGAGCAAACAAACAAACAAACAUCUCCUGGAUGAGUAUUUAACUUUUAUUUCAGCUUGUCACGUGCAGAGAAAACGUGUUUCGGUCUAAAGCAGCUGUUUGUCGCCAUAAAAAUAACAUUUCACUGAAAAUAUCUUCUUAUUAAAAUGUUUGAGCUCCAACUUGGUUUUGAGGAAAAACCAAAGAUUUGUUUUCUGUUUCUCGUGUUUGACGUAGUUGUCGGUGCUUUUUGCUGCUGUCAUCGGGAAAACACUUAAAUACAUCACGUUCACUCUGUCUCUGAGUUCAGUAACUGAUCACCUGAUACAGUAUUGGAUCAGGUUAACUUCAGAUACACAAAUAUUACUAUAAUAUAUACAAAGUAUUUUGAUAUGGAACAUUUCCCUCCACAGUCCUGUAUCAUCUCAUUUCAUUCAUCCCUUUUAUAUCAACACAACUCUGUAAAACAUGUUUUUAUUUGCUCAUUUAUUUUAGACAGAUCUGAAGGUCGAAGGUCACUGUUGAUUAAAUGAGAAGAGAUCUUUCAUACAGUGUGUUCACAUGUGCAUAUAGGAGAUGUUUCAUUUCAUCGAUUUAAGAUAGCUUUUUACUAAUUCAGUUAUGUCAGAGUGUGUCAGACUGAUGUGAAGGGCUAUGUCACACACAUAAACUCUUCUGUUCAUUUCUACCUGUUUUAACUUUAAAGUGGAGGUGCCAUAGAAAACGCUCCGUCCCAGGAACUAUGCAUUUUAUUCACUAAAACAUUCCCAGAUACAGUGAAACCUUUUCAAGGCCAUGAUCACCCAGGAUGCAUUUUGUUUACAGCAUUGAACAGCUAGCAUGUUUGUCUUACUGCACUGACACAAGACAUUAGUGACUUAUGUGUUAGCUUUAGCAGCAUUAAGUCCUCAGUUUUCCCAAAAAGCUGCUCAGAGAUAAAGCUAAAAGUAGCUUGCUAGUAUUACUGACUUUUGCACUUACAAAAUGUGAGAAGAACAGGCAUGGUAAGCUAGUCAGAAAGCUAGCAUGCAUGCUAUUCAGCUUGUUUAAAAGGGAAUUUAAGUGCAACUUCAGAUAAAACUCCUUAGUUGUUCCAAAACGCAGCACGGAGCUAAUACAGUUAGCUUGUUUAUAAUGUUGAUGUUUGUGUUUACGUAGAAGCAGUGUGACCAUGGCAUUUAGUUAGUCAGAAAGCUAGCAAACAUGCUCUUUAGCUUAGCUGAGAGAAAAUUUUGUGUGCAACUUGCAAAAUUUCUUUGCAGAGACAGAUUACACCUUCGUUCGUGGUCUUUUAUUGCAGCCACCACAGAUACAGUUCACACUAAAACCCCUUAUUUUCCCAAAAAGUAGCUCAGAGAUGAUGCUAAAAUACACUUGCUUGUAAUAUUGACUUUUAUGCUUAAAUAUUUAGACGCAAUGUAGCAAAAUGUACGAACUGUAAAACUGAGCACACGUGUUAUUCAGCUAUUGAAUUUCAGAUGGUAUUUGUGUGUUGGCCAAAAUGAUUCAGGUGUUUCAUGUUCUUUGUAACAUGCGAGUAACACACUACAAAAAGCAAAAUGCAGCUCAGUUAGCUGUAAAAUUAGCGUGCUAGUAAUAUUAACUCUGAUUAUGUACGUAGAAGCAAUGUAGCAGAACAGAUUAUAAGUCAGCAUUUAACUCUGUUAAAAAGCAAACAGACUGUUUAUCUUAAACAAGGCAGUUUUAUUUCUACAGCACGUCACAACUAAACAAAAGACAUUCUUCAUUCUGAAUAUGAUAGGUGCAAGAUGCAGCUUUUGUUAGCGGACGGGUUCAGAACAGAGUCUCUUACAGUUUCAAUGCCAAAAUAAAUGUUUGCUGAAAAAGAAACAGAUGUAGAUUAUAAACCAGUGCCAUAUAGAGUUCCUUCAGGGCGACAGAUUUACAUUAAUAAUGAAAACCAGCUCUAACUUCCUGUGUUUGUAGCAGCAUCUCCUCUCUGAUCACGGCCGAAACCCGACUGGGAAACGUCAGCGGACUCAGUCUAAUUCGGAUUUUUCCCUUUGUGCCAUAAAAACUUAGCAUCUGGAGAAAGUCCGAUCUGUCUAUCAGCCUGUUUACCAACAGCAGUCGUCCACUUUCCAGAGCGUUCGUACAUAUCUUCUCGUGCCAUAUGGGGGUUGAAUAUGCAACUGAGAGACGAGGACCUUUGAGCAUAUCAGGCAUUCAUUCAGCCGCCAUUUUACAUGAAGUAUUUUUCCACGUAUUCAUCCCCUUUCCUCAGGCGUGGGUGUUGUGUGUAUCAUAGUCAUUUUAGAGCUUCGUCAUAGGCCUCACAUCAUUGUAUUAAUCAUUGUUCUACUGUGUGGGGUUGGGGAGGGAGGGGUUCAUAACAUGAGAUAGAUACUGGGUUUAUAUUGCAUUACGGUGCGAUGUGACGGACUGAACAAUGACGGACGAGUUUUUGGACGUUUAUAAAUCCUUAGGUUCUGAACUGGAUUUUAAAGUAGCAUGGUUUGAUUUGUUGAUGAUUAACGAUUCUAUUGGUUUUUGGGGUUUUGUUUGGUUCUCUUGUAUUUUAUUGUAUGUAUUGUAUAAUUCAAUGCGCUGAGGGAAAAGGAAAAAUACAGUGACUCCUGAACUGAGCUGUGAACUAAAGGAAACAUUAUUAUUAUUAGAAUUAUUAUAUUUAUUUAUUUAUUUUCUUUGCACAAGUUGGAAUGGCCUUAAUUUUGCUUUACUUGCUUCUAUUGUGUAUUGGCACAAAGUGCACCUGUUUAAUUUGCAGAAAUUCUGAUGCUCAUUAUGAUGCUUAUAAUCUGAGAGUGCACAUCAAAGCAGGAUGAAAAAAAAGAAAAGUUCAGCAAAUCCUUUUUAUUUUUCAUUAAUCUGAAAAACAAUAUUUUGCAUGAAUAUAAAUACAAUGGCAGAUAUUUUGGCUUGUACAAAAAAAUGUGAAGCAAUUUGAAGAGAAAAAAAGAAUGUACCGUUUCUGCUGUAUCUGUAUAUAUCUAAAUAUUUAUUGAAAUAUGUCAUACUACUAAUUCUAUUAACGAUUAAAGGUUUUCUGAACAAAAAUCUCUUUACCUGUUUUUGAACAUUGUCAAGGUUGUUGGAGUUGGAUCUUUUCCUUUCUGUUACUCGACUCAAGGAUCUGUGUAAUCAUUAAAGAAAAAGUAUUAAAAAUUGCAAAUAAA
Molecule: messenger RNA, 8032 nt
Organism: Lates calcarifer (barramundi perch)
Lineage: Eukaryota; Metazoa; Chordata; Actinopteri; Centropomidae
Gene: glra1
Product: glycine receptor, alpha 1
Exons: 9
Coding region: 1307-2662 (451 amino acids)
Biological process (GO): regulation of membrane potential; signal transduction; chemical synaptic transmission
Cellular component (GO): neuron projection; plasma membrane; postsynaptic membrane
Molecular function (GO): glycine binding; transmitter-gated monoatomic ion channel activity; extracellularly glycine-gated chloride channel activity
Source: RefSeq, a predicted model, not a curated record